AUGAGGCUUCUCGAACCUAAAAAGCUCCUUGAAGUCGAAGCCUCCGAUAGCGUCGAAGAUGUUGUACAUCGGGGCCAGAGCCAUGAUCUGCAUGCAUUCAUCAUACCGCUCAUAGCGGAUUCUACCUCGUUCAAGGCGCGCCAUUCCCUCGGUUCGUAGCGUUUACGGGGUGGAGGCUCCGAGGCUCAGCCGUUAGGUUUUCGGUCUUGCGCUGAGUGUUUUUUUAAAAUCGAGAUUUCGCCGCUGCUGAGCUCCGAAAGGAACCCUAAAAUGCAUAAACGAAACGAUACAUUUUCGAAAAGCUCUUGACAAGACGGUUUCAACGCCGCCGUUUUUGGCGCUGUGACUGUUCCGGCAGUUGAGAAAUCGAGCGUCGAAAAUCGGUCAAGGGGGUGUGUUAUCUUGUGUCAUAUACGGUACAUCUGAAAAUGUACAUGUCUACAUGUUGGAGCGCUCUAGGACACGAGCUACAUGCACGAGACUGUUCCGAUGUGUACAGAAUCCUCACAUGAAAGACAUGCUCCUGCUAUGUAUACGUGUUGGGGCUAGAGCCAGACAGCCAGCUUCAGGCAACAUACACUCAUCGUGGGUGGUACUCUCGCGACUCACUUGAUUCCGUAGACGCUUCGUUAUGACCGCGCCUCCCGAGCUCCUCUCGGCUGCCUUGGCAAAGUCGACCGCCCCGAUACAGCGAGAGUGAUGGUACCCGCAGAGACCGGGGUGCUGCUGCGCCGCGGUCUUCCUUUCCGCAAGGUUGUUGAUCUCGGGUAGGGGCUGCGGCUCUGCUGCUCCGUGUUGACGGUAGCGCUGUCCUACCGCCCGGGCUGCAGCCGUGGCGUCGGGAAGUUGGUCUGGCGUAGAGUUUGCGAUCACCAGCAGCUCAUCCCAGACAACACGUGGAGCCGUUUCGGGAUGCCAUUGGUCUGCUAUGUGCUGCCAAAACUGAGCAACUUCCUCUCGGUCCAUGAUGAUGGUAGUGAUUGGGUUACUUCUGCUGCUGCUGCUGUUGUGCCUAAAGGUAGAGAGGUAGGAGCGGCAAGGAGACUAUCGUCCCGGGCCACUUUUCGCUCACAAUAGCAAGAGUGUUCGGGACUUCAGCUCCGAUCACAUCUCCGAUCGUCCCGCUUUAUCUGUAGUGUUUUUAUUCUAUUUGACCCGAUAUUUGUUAUUUUGGGAUUCGUACACACAGCAGUUGGAUUUAGACUUUUCUUCGUUUUGUGCCCAAGUUAUCGCUAGCGCACAGGAGUAAGGGUCCACCUUGCGAUGCCUCUCGACGGAUCCCCUCUACGUGUGCGUCUCGGCUUCUCUUUUUCACCGAAUGUCAUACCACGAGGCCUGCUGCUACUGCUACUGCU
Molecule: messenger RNA, 1355 nt
Organism: Ectocarpus sp. CCAP 1310/34
Lineage: Eukaryota; Phaeophyceae; Ectocarpales; Ectocarpaceae
Source: the annotation of a GenBank genome assembly